AUGACCGAGUACGACGACUAUGGUGUCCCCGUUGGUGCAUACCAGGAGCCGGACAGCUUCACCGGCCAGACGUACCGCACAGCGCGCGCUUUCCUUAUUUACAGCGUCAGGCCAUUCGUGGAGAAGAGAGUGACACAGGGACGAUGGAAGAGGCUGUUCAGCCUGGCGAAUGCGCUGGUGGCGAUCUGGUGGGUGGUGGUGUAUUGGGGCGAGAGGGGUGCUUUCAACGGCGCAGUAGGGAGCUGCAAUUGGGACGCCUGGGAGAACUGGGAAGAAGGAGCCAGCCCUCACAGACUCGUCUUCGUCGCCGACCCGCAACUCGUUGACCCGCACACCUACCCUGGCCGGCCAUGGCCUCUCAACCCGCUUACCAUGAAGUACACCGAUCAGUACAUGCGUCGCGCCUACUCUCGUAUACAGACCGAACUCUACCCUGACACUGUCUUCUUCCUCGGUGAUUUGUUCGACGGUGGCCGUGAGUGGUCGACGCGCACGACCAAGUCGCCCGAAAAGCAAUACCAGCAGUACGGUGAUAGCUACUGGAUGAACGAGUACCGGCGUUUCGGCAGCAUAUUCCUUGACCACUGGGGCGAUGGCGGGCUGCAACCACGUCCGGGACAGCCUGGGAGGAAGUUCGUAAGCAGCUUGCCCGGGAACCACGAUCUAGGUUUCGCAAAGGGAGUCCAGAUCGGAGUGCGAGACAGAUUCCACGCAUAUUUCGGAGACGGCAACAGAAUCGACGUGCUGGGGAACCACACAUUCGUGUCCAUAGACAGCGUCUCCCUCAGCGCCCUAGGAGUGCCCUCGUCCCAAGAACUCGAAGAGGUGUGGCGCCCAACAGUCGACUUCCUCUCCGGCGCAAAACAGCAAAAGCGCAAGCUAAUCCAGCGCGAGCUCCGCGUCCAACGCGGCCUCAGACCCUACCCCGGCUUUCCCCACUACGAGAUCGAAUCGCAGGACUUCCCCAAAGCCACCCUCCCGCACGCAGACGACGAGGUAACAGAAUUCCCCACCAUCCUCCUCACCCACGUUCCCCUGUACCGCGCCCCGGGCACCCCCUGCGGCCCGCUGCGCGAACACUGGCCCCCCUCGCCUCCUCCCGCGGGCCAACCCUCCCCCCUCGAGCACGACGAGCGGAACGCGAUUUCCGUCAGCGGCGGGUACCAGUACCAGAACGUUUUGAACAAAGAGAUCAGCGCCGACAUUGCUUCAAAGAUCGGCGACAUCCGGUAUGCGUUCUCCGGCGACGACCACGAUUACUGCGAGCUGGUGCACCGGGGGUACGCGAGCGGCGGCGGCGGCAUCAGGGAGGUUACUGUGAAGAGUAUCAGUUGGGCGAUGGGGGUCAGGCAUCCAGGGUUCGUGAUGGUUUCUCUGUGGAACCCCGUGGAUGCGCAUGGGAAGCCAGUCAAGGGCGACAUGGGCAGGACGGUGCAGACGCAUCUGUGUCUUUUGCCUGAUCAGCUGGGGGUUUUCUUCCGCUACGCCGGACUAUUCGCGCUCACACUCGUUCUGCUGAGCGGACGCGCCGCGCUCGUCGCGGGCAAUGCCCUGCCGCAGCAGCCGCUGACGAGCGAGGAUCCGAUCUUGCCCAUGGCGAACAUUCCCUCCGGCGCCGAAGCAGAGAAGUCGGCACUCGCGCAGCAGCGCUUUGGCGCCGAUGACUAUACGCAUUCGAGCAACUCGAGCACAUCUUCGAACGCGAACGGCAAUCUGCAGGUCCGCAAUGCGCAGGCACGUACUCGCACUGCUUCACCCGCGAACGGGUACGGGCUGCCAAUGCCCAUGCCCCAUCAGCAGAAUACGACGUACUCGCAUCCUCUUGUCCAGCAUGCAGGAUACUAUGGCGAUGAGGAUAGCAAGAAGGAUGUUAAGACAUAUGGGAGCGUGAGCACGAAGAGCAAGGCGAGGAAGAAAGGCUUCGCGCUGUUCAGGCAAGAGCUGAAGAGCAGUCUGGGCAAGGUUAUGAUUUGUGGGUUGGGUUGGUACUUCUGGUUGAUUUGGCAUGGGUAG
Molecule: messenger RNA, 2013 nt
Organism: Macroventuria anomochaeta
Lineage: Eukaryota; Fungi; Ascomycota; Dothideomycetes; Pleosporales; Didymellaceae
Exons: 2
Coding region: 1-2013 (670 amino acids)
Biological process (GO): GPI anchor biosynthetic process
Cellular component (GO): endoplasmic reticulum
Source: RefSeq, a predicted model, not a curated record